AUGUAUAGUCAGAGUAGUCAGAGUAGUGUAGCGUUGCAGGGGCCCAGCUCCUGUGAAGAGAUGGCCUUCACAGACCAUUAUGAGUUACUGAGGGCCAUUGGGCAUGGUGGAUUUGGCCAGGUGAACCUAGCCUGCCAUCGCCUCACUGGAGUAAAAGUGGCAGUAAAAGUCUUGCCAAAGGAAGGACAGAUCUUCCCAGUCCUCUCUGAACCGGAUAUGAUGAUGACAAUGAACCAUCCAAAUGUUAUCCAGCUCUUUCAGGUUAUUGAAACUCUUAAAAAUAUCUAUAUUGUAAUGGAGCAUGCAGGUGGGGGACAAUUAUUUCACCACGUCCCAGCUGGUGGCAUGCAGGAGGAGGAGGCCCGGAGAUUGUUCAAGCAGCUCGCAUGUGCCAUAGGCUACUGCCAUGAGAAGGGCAUCAUGCACCAAGACCUGAAGCCAGAGAACAUCAUGGUGGAUGCCAAGGGCAACAUCAAACUCAUAGAUUUUGGCCUCAGCACCAAGUUCAUGGCUGAGCGGAAGCUGAACAGGUUCUGGGAUACUCUCGCAUACCUUGCUCCCAAAAUCAUCCUGCAGAAAGAAUACAAGGGCUCCACUGUAGAUGUCUGGAACCUGGGUGUCAUUCUGUAUUUUAUGUUGACAGGAAGACACCCAUUUUUGCAGAGCACCUCUAGGCAGCUGCUAAAACAGAUUGUGCCCAGAAGGUACCACAUUCCCCACCAUGUUCCCACACAAGCACGAAGGCUCAUCCAUAAAAUACUGAACUUCAACCCCAAGCGGCGGCCCACAGUAGAUCAAAUCCUUCAGCACCCAUGGCUGAGGCAGAGUGAAUACUCACCCCAUCAUUAUAGAGAGGCACUCCCCAGACACCCAGACCCUGAAAUAAUGACACUCCUGUUUGAUAUGGGUUGUGACCCAUACAAAACCUGGGUGUCUGUGGCCACUAGAAAGUUCGAUGAUGCAAUGGCUACAUACCUCAUACUCCAGAACCAGAAAAGCCAUGGGGAAGGAUGCAUGUUCCAGGGGAAGCCUCCGAACGUUGGGCUUCACCCAUGCCCCAUGGAUCUUUCCAAUGUCCCUGUCCUCCCCAAGAGGAGUGCAAGUGAGCCUGCCCUUUGCACCUUCCCCUUUUCCUGUGAGCAUCAGCUGCCUGAAGAGGUCAAAGAGCCAGGGCAGAAAAGUAUCAGAAGGGCCAGCCUGCCUGCCAUUUCUCUUCGCUUUCUGCCUGCAAGGACUCCCACUCCCCGCAUAGUCUCUCAGCCUGACCAUGUGUUCCACAUGCUCCACCCCCAGAAGAUCCUCUGUAGGCGAGUUGCAGCAGCAGAAAGCAGCCAUUCCUUCCAAGAUACAUCCAGAGGGCAACCUCAUGACAACAGAAAGUGCUGGAAGGGGGUGACGAGGAGGAUUGCCAUCUGCUUUCAACAAAUCUGUUGCUGCAUGCCAUGUGUCAGCAAAAAAGUGGCUCCAGUGGAAGAAGGAGGGCAGAAAUAUACUAGGUUCAGAGACAGAGCAGCCCCAGUGGAACAGAGCUGA
Molecule: messenger RNA, 1533 nt
Organism: Sciurus carolinensis (gray squirrel)
Lineage: Eukaryota; Metazoa; Chordata; Mammalia; Rodentia; Sciuridae
Product: sperm motility kinase 2B-like
Exons: 1
Coding region: 1-1533 (510 amino acids)
Biological process (GO): protein phosphorylation; intracellular signal transduction; microtubule cytoskeleton organization
Cellular component (GO): cytoplasm
Molecular function (GO): protein serine/threonine kinase activity; tau-protein kinase activity; ATP binding
Source: RefSeq, a predicted model, not a curated record